This is a messenger RNA of Lathyrus oleraceus (garden pea), 660 nucleotides long. RefSeq lists its product as uncharacterized. The record is from RefSeq and is a predicted model, not a curated record. The transcript has a single exon. Lineage: Eukaryota; Viridiplantae; Streptophyta; Magnoliopsida; Fabales; Fabaceae. Bases 1 to 660 code for a protein of 219 amino acids.
AUGGGUCCAGAUAGAAAAAACACACUUCCUCUCAAGUUCAAGCUACCCAAGACAAACAAUAUGAUAACUUUGAAUAGAAAAAUAACACCAUGCAUGAAGAAUAAUUUCAUAGGGAGAUAUGGGCAGAAACUGAAGUUAUUGACCAUAAAUGUAGAUGUGGGGGCCUUUGUUGCUUUGGCUCAAUAUUAUGACCUUCCUCUCUAUUUCUUUACUUUUAGAGACUUCCAGCUAGCUCUGACCAUUAAAAAGUUUGAAAUACUUUUGAGUUGGUAUCUGAAGGAUCAUGCUCCAUUCACAGGCUUAGGGGAAGAACUAACACCAAAAAAGGCAGCAGAAGCAUUGCACCUCAUUGUUAGAGAAGUAACACCUAGUCUGGGACCCAAAGGAUUUACAAGGAAUUUUCUAGAAGAGAAGGCCCAAGAAUUAGAGAAAGAAGGGAAAUGGGAGGCUUUCAUCAUUUUUCUAUCUCUUCUUAUAUAUGGAGUUGUCAUGUUCCUUAAUGACGAUGACUUUAUAAAUUCGCCGCCUAUCAGUGUGUUCUUGGCUAAGAAUCCGGUUCCUGCUCUAUUAGCAGACAUGUACUACUGGCUACAUACAAGACAUGAGAAGAAAAAAGGAGUAAUCAUAUGUUGUGCUCCAUUGUUGUAUUCUUGGUGUUAG